Molecule: messenger RNA, 1109 nt
Organism: Setaria italica (foxtail millet)
Lineage: Eukaryota; Viridiplantae; Streptophyta; Magnoliopsida; Poales; Poaceae
Exons: 4
Coding region: 204-773 (189 amino acids)
Source: RefSeq, a predicted model, not a curated record
CCGCCCCAGUCAGCCAAUUGAAGCACCCGGCUUUCAACAUUUUGGCGAGGCAGAGGUGCAGAGCCCCGAUCGAGCAACACGACGGUUUUUAUCGCUUUUCGCCUGCUGUCCUCUCGUGCCGUCUCCGCCUUCAAUCAGAGCGGAGCGGGGCAUCGAUCGCUCCACCACCCACCAAGAGGGGAGCGGAGCGCAGCGGCGAAGCGAUGGGGCGGCCGAGGCCCAAGAGAGGGGAGCGGCGGAUCGACGCCGCCAUUGACCACCUCGCCGAAUACGGCUUCCCCAAGCCCCGAAUCCGCAAGAUCAUCAACAACCUCCUGCAGCUGUAUGGGAGGGAUGGCUGGGUCUUCCUGGAGGAGGGAUCAUACAAAAUUGUGCUUGACACACUCCUGGAAGAACAGGAGCAGCUGGAGAAACAACAAGCAGCAGCAGCGGAUGAGGCAUCACUACAAAAAGAUAUGGAAGUGUCACCAGCAGUGCAUAGUGAGGCACUGACUGAAUCUCAGUCAGCCGUUGAACCACAAGCUUUUCCCAACAGUUCACCUCCCCGGGAACAUGUACUGCCUCCAGCUAAAGGAGCUGCUCGUGCAAGGCCUCCCUGCCGUGGAUGGAUUAGCGAAGAGUCUGAUACGGAGAGUGAACUAGAGGAUGGAGAAAUGAUCUCCCAUGCACAAAGGCCAUUUUUCUCAAAAAAGGAUAUACCAAAUCCUGCGGAAAGCUUGCCUUAUUCUAAGAGGAAGCGACCAACUAGAUGGGAUGUGCGCCCUAAUAACUAGGUUUAGGGCUGAGAUCAAAGUUGCAAGAUGGUGGCCUUCAAGGAUGGAGAAGUCAUAACGCAGGGAGCAAGAUGUUGGUCCAUGAAUUGUCUUUCACCUGUAUCUUAUACAUGUAGAACAUAUCUAGCAGAGAGUAGCGGACGGUAUGAGACAAUGUAGCUGCUUUGUGGUUGCAGAUUGUCUGCAGAAUGCAGACUGCUUAGGUCUGACAAUGCUUGUGCGGUUGAGACCUGGAGUAUGUACUAUCUACUAUGUAGAACUAGAAACGUUGAUCCAUCCUUAUUAUGUUGUGUUGUGUCAUAUAUGACUUACCUGGUAGCAUUUGCUUUUAGAAUC